AUGGGAAUGGAAUCGUGGUGGUCGAAGUUUAUUUCUACUCAUGCACUUGGCCAGGUUGAUGAGUGCUCAACCUUGCUGCAGUUCAAGGAAAGCUUUCAAUUAGCAAGUCUGUUUCUGCAUAUCAUCUUGCUUAUCCGAAGGUUUCAUUUUGGACGCGAGAAGGAGAUGGGAAUCGGAGUAAUUGUUGUUCAUGGGAUGGUGUUGAGUGUGAUGAAGACUUCGGCCAUGUUGUCGGCCUUGAUCUCCGUAGCAGCUGUCUCUAUAGUUCUAUAA
Molecule: messenger RNA, 273 nt
Organism: Prunus armeniaca (apricot)
Lineage: Eukaryota; Viridiplantae; Streptophyta; Magnoliopsida; Rosales; Rosaceae
Source: the annotation of a GenBank genome assembly